UUUGCUGAUGAUUUAGAUGAAAUUGCUUAUAGCAUUUGGUUUAUUCCUAAUCGCUUAAUUUAUGUGGCUUUCUCAAUAUUUUUCCUGCUACGGUUUGAUUUCAAUUUUGGAGGACCCGGCACUACUUUACCGCUUUUAGCCAUCGUGGCCGGUUUAUUUGCUAUUCUUAUUAUCGUGGAGAUUUUACUUUUCAAAAAAGCCAGCAGCAAAUAA
Dentiscutata erythropus is the source of this 213-nucleotide messenger RNA. Lineage: Eukaryota; Fungi; Glomeromycota; Glomeromycetes; Diversisporales; Gigasporaceae. The record is from the annotation of a GenBank genome assembly.